GUGUGCGUGUGACGUAGGACGUGUCCAAGGUGAUGUGAGGAAGUUUGGAUUAGGCAACUAACUCUUACACGAACUUUAACAACUCGGAAUGUGAUUUUUCCGAAAAAUAGACUUUAGUCACAGAUUAAUAGUACCUCAGACUAAGAGACAGAAAAUGACCCUGUUUCGGAGGUUAGCGGUGGGAGUUUGCUCGCUUGGUCGAUGUAAACUAAACGGGGUUUUCUUAGCACGUCAGUGCGAGCUACCUGCUAAAAACAUCAGUGUAUUUAAUAGAAAUAAAUGCUUUAUUCGAGGGUUUUGCGCUGCACCGACCCAAGACGCUGUGGAAGUGGAUAUAAAUCGCCUGGAAGGUGAAGACCAUGGCAUCGUGGAGGUUCUGAUGCGUCGGGAACGGGCGCGGAACUCUCUGGGUCAUGUGUUUGUGGCUCAGAUGCGAGAGCUGGUGUCAGGUUUGCGUCAUGACACGGGUGUGCGUGUGGUGAUUUUUAGGAGUCUGGUACCUGGAGUCUUUUGUGCAGGGGCUGAUCUGAAGGAGAGAGCACAGAUGAGCAACUCUGAGGCUGAGCACUUUGUUCAUGGACUCCGAUCAUUAAUGAAUGAGAUAGCGGCAUUGCCCAUGCCAACCAUCGCUGCACUGGAUGGCUUCGCUCUAGGGGGCGGGCUAGAGCUGGCGCUGGCGUGUGACCUCCGUACAGCAGCACACACUGCUCAGAUGGGCCUGAUUGAGACCACACGGGGACUGCUACCAGGGGCGGGGGGCAGUCAGCGUUUGCCACGGGCAGUGGGAUUUGCUGUGGCAAAGGAGCUGAUCUUUACUGGGCGGCGUGUAGGGGGAGAGCAGGCUCUACAUCUGGGACUAGUGAAUCAUGCUGUCCCACAAAACAAGAGUGGAGAUGCAGCGUAUAGAGAGGCUCUGAACCUGGCUCAGGAAAUUCUCCCUCAGGCUCCGUUCGCAGUGCGGAUGGCCAAGGACGCCAUGAACCGAGGAAUAGAGGUGGACAUCGCUUCAGGAAUGGCCAUCGAGGGGAUGUGCUACGCCCGGGUUAUUCCAACACAAGACAGGCAAGAGGGAAUGGCAGCUUUUAUAGAGAAAAGGCAACCCAAAUACACUGGAGAAUAAACACACACAGGUCACUUUAAUGAGUACUGUGAUUGCAGUCUUACUGGAUCAUCACUGGACUACUUUGCAAUAUCAAAACAUUUAGCACAUACUGAGUUAUAGAUCAGACGCAUUUCUAGCCAUCUGUAUUCAUACUGUUUAUGUUCCUUCAGAUUAAUAAACAUUUAUUACCAACAGGAAAGAUCCUACACAGA
Messenger RNA from Hemibagrus wyckioides, 1314 nucleotides. It is a transcript of the gene echdc2, whose product is annotated as enoyl CoA hydratase domain containing 2. Gene Ontology annotation, biological process: fatty acid beta-oxidation. Gene Ontology annotation, cellular component: mitochondrion. NCBI's taxonomy places the organism in Eukaryota, Metazoa, Chordata, Actinopteri, Siluriformes, Bagridae. The record is from RefSeq and is a predicted model, not a curated record. The coding region runs from base 155 to 1120 and encodes 321 amino acids. The transcript is spliced from 9 exons. Gene Ontology annotation, molecular function: enoyl-CoA hydratase activity.